Molecule: messenger RNA, 1609 nt
Organism: Rhododendron vialii
Lineage: Eukaryota; Viridiplantae; Streptophyta; Magnoliopsida; Ericales; Ericaceae
Product: glycerophosphocholine acyltransferase 1-like
Exons: 8
Coding region: 106-1335 (409 amino acids)
Biological process (GO): phosphatidylcholine biosynthetic process
Source: RefSeq, a predicted model, not a curated record
CGAAGCGAGGUUCCGCCUCAAUUCCCUCCCCCUCUCUCUAUAACUACCUAUUUUCUCUCUCUAGAGCACAAGGAGAGAGAGAGAGAGAGAGAGAGAGAGAGAGUGAUGAGCAAAGCAGAGAUUAUGAACCACGUGAAUGGGGAUCCGUUCAAGAUUAAACAGAGGCUUAAAGAUAGGUCAAAGAAAGUGGCCCAAACCAAAGAGAUUUUAUCCAAACAAGCGGUUAAAUCCAAGGAGAUCUUGUCCAAACAAGCCGUUAAGCUCGCUAAACAGGCAGAAGAGCAUGAAAGAUUCAUCAGCAAGGUGACUCAUUUAUGUAGUGUUCUUGGGUUUGGGGCAUUUUGCUUUCUAUUGGGCUCAAGACCACAAGAUGUUCCAUAUGUGUACUGUUUGUUCUAUGUCACCUUUGUUCCUCUUCGAUGGAUCUAUUACCGGUUCAUGAAAUGGCAUUACUAUCUUCUGGACUUCUGCUACUAUGCCAAUACUUUCUUCUUGGUCAUGCUUCUGUUAUUCCCAAAAAAUGAAAAGCUUUUCAUGAUUUGCUUCUCAUUUGCCGAGGGUCCAUUGGCAUGGGCGCUGAUUGUUUGGCGUUGUAGCUUAGUUUUUAGUUCUGUCGACAAGAUUGUUAGCGUCCUCAUCCAUCUUUUACCUGGGACAGUUUUCUUCACAAUUCGCUGGUGGGAUCCCACAUACUUUGAGUCCAUGCAUCCUGACGGAACUGCUCAGAGAGCUUCAUGGCCUUAUGUUGAAAGCAAAUCUUACCUUUGGACAUGGCUCUUUCUGAUACCCUUGGCUGCUUACAGCCUUUGGCAAGCUCUCUAUUUAAUCAUCGUGAAUGUAUUGCGACGGCAGAGGCUGUUAAAAGAUCCCGAAAUCAUGACUUCUUACAGGGAACUCUCAAAAAAAGCGCAGAGAGCUAACAACAUAUGGUGGCGAUUAAGCGGAUUGCUUGGGGACAAUAAUCGGCUGGUCAUGUACAUUACCCUGCAAGCAUUGUUCACAGUGGCAACCAUGGCUUUUACAGUCCCCAUAUUUUUGUCAUAUAGAUUACACGUUAUGUUCCAAAUAUUCAAGGCCUCUGCAACCAUAUGGAAUGGAGGACAUUUUUCGCUUGAAGUGAUGCCAAAGCAGGUGGUUCUUAAGGAGAAGAAGAAAAGGGAGACACAGUCAUCAACAAUCCUGGAAGAUAAGCCCUCGGUUGCGCUGGAAAAUGCAAUGGAGGCCGCCAAUUCUUCUGCAAAAACCCAGGAGGAUCAGCCUUCGGUUGUGCUGGAAAAUGCAUUGAAUGCAGUCAAUUUGAUGAGAAACCAAAUUCCCAACGGUACUUAUACAUAGAAAUAGUUUGUACUUUUGUAGAAUUUGGAUGUCUGCCGUGGGAAGGAAGGCCUUCUUAGCCGAUUUUGUUUAGCUUUCGGGUGAUGGUUUUUGUUCAUAAGUCAAUGAAGUGAUCCCGUUGCCUAGGUUUUAUUUUUUAAUUUUCGGCUUGUUUUAUAAACUGAAAGUGGAAGUUAGAACUUUCUUGUUUAGGAUUUUGGUAGAUUGUAAUGAUAAAUAAUACGUGAAAAUCGCGUUUACUGAUGCUCUUUCUCCAAUUAGUUGGUGAACCACA